GAGGUGUGCCCGGAGCUCUGGGAGCCCCGCUCUUGGGGGGGUUCAUGCCCGUGCUUGGCGGAGCAAGCGGGGCUGCCCUACUCCCAGGGGAGCCGGCUGGGGCUCUUCUGUGCCUCGUAGCUUGAAGCAGGGGAAAAACGCUUCACCGUGAGGACCAGCAGAACAACAACAGGCAAAAUGACAACUGUGAAGUAUGAACAAGGGGCAGAGCUGACCGAAACGUCUGGCUCUCCAACAACAAAAGAGGCCACAGUAAAGAUUGAUGAUGGUCGUGAUGAAGAUAAACCUGACAGCUGUUUCAAUGCAAUUCGGAGAAAAAUUUCCCCAUUUGUCAUGUCAUUUGGAUUCAGAGUAUUUGGGAUUGUACUUAUAAUUGUGGACAUUACAGUUCUGAUUGCGGAUCUGGCUAUCAAUGAGAAGAAGGGUGUUAGAUUAAUUCUUGAAGGUGUUUCCCUGGCAAUAGCAUUCUUCUUUCUCAUUGAUGUUCUCCUGAGGGUGUUUGUUGAAGGCAUCAGGAACUAUUUCCAGUCAAUACUGAAUUUUCUGGAUGCACUCAUAGUGGUGGGCACACUGUUAAUUAACAUGACAUACUCCUUCUCAGACCUUGCUGCAGCAGAGAAGAUACCGAGAAUGUUUACUUUCCUCCGAGUUCUGAGAAUUGCCAUCUUAAUAAGGGUGUUUCGUCUGGCUUCACAAAAAAAGCAACUUGAAGUGGCAACCAGGAGAAUGGUCUCUGAAAACAAAAGGCGUUAUAUGAAAGAUGGCUUUGAUCUGGAUCUCACUUAUGUUACUGAUCGCAUUAUUGCUAUGUCAUUUCCAUCUUCUGGGAAGCAAUCUUUCUAUAGGAACCCUAUAGAGGAAGUUGCAAGAUUUUUGGACACUAAACAUGCAGGUCUUUAUAAAGUCUACAAUCUCUGCAGUGAGAAAGGCUAUGACCCCAAGUACUUUCACUACAGGGUGGAAAGGAUCUUUAUUGAUGACCACAAUGUCCCAUCACUACAGGACAUGCUGAAAUUCACUGCCAGCGUUCGGGAAUGGAUGGGACAAGAUGAAAAGAACAUCAUAGCAAUUCACUGUAAAGGAGGCAAAGGCAGGACUGGAACAAUGGUCUGUACCUGGCUCAUAGACAGUGACCAGUUUGAGAGUGCAAAGGAAAGUCUGGAAUACUUUGGGGAGAGAAGAACUGAUAGAAGCACAAGUACCAAGUUUCAAGGUGUUGAAACUCCAUCCCAGAGUAGGUAUGUUGGGUAUUAUGAGAUCCUGAAAAACAAGUAUAACUUGAAACUCCCACCAGAGAGACAGCUCAAAAUAAAAAACUUCAAAAUCCACUCUAUACAUGGAGUUGGGAAGGGUGAUGGAACUGAUAUGAAAGUGCAGAUAAUAGUGAGGAAGCAAAUUGUACUUGAAUGUGUAUGUGCCAGUCAAAGAAACUGCAAGCUCUUCUUUGAUUCUGAAAGUGACACUGUAGUGAUUGGCUUGGAAGACAGCCCUGUUAUAAGUGGUGAUGUGAAAGUCAGAUUUGAAUCACGUUCUGAUCUCCCAAAAGGCUAUGAUGACUGCCCAUUCUUCUUCUGGUUCAACACUUCCUUUAUUGAAAAUAACAGGCUCUACCUUCCCAGGAAUGAGCUGGAUAACCCUCAUAAGUCUAAAACAUGGAAAGUCUAUAGUGAGACAUUUGCUGUGGAGGUGAAUUUUGUUGAACCAGAAGGGAAAGCCAAAAGAAGGGACGUGUAAAAUUCAUCUCUGCCUGGACGGCCUCCUGCUUCAGUACGAAGUGAAGCAGUCUUGUUUUGGUGUACUUGAUGUAUAUCUGUGGAGAUACAACUUCUCAAAUAAACUGACAUGAAGUUCUGUUGUGCAGAGCAAUAAUA
Calypte anna (Anna's hummingbird) is the source of this 1871-nucleotide messenger RNA. Its product is annotated as phosphatidylinositol 3,4,5-trisphosphate 3-phosphatase TPTE2. Gene Ontology annotation, cellular component: membrane; cytosol. Gene Ontology annotation, biological process: transmembrane transport; dephosphorylation; monoatomic ion transport. Lineage: Eukaryota; Metazoa; Chordata; Aves; Apodiformes; Trochilidae. The coding region runs from base 178 to 1734 and encodes 518 amino acids. The transcript has 19 exons. The record is from RefSeq and is a predicted model, not a curated record. Gene Ontology annotation, molecular function: protein tyrosine/serine/threonine phosphatase activity; phosphatidylinositol-3,4,5-trisphosphate 3-phosphatase activity; monoatomic ion channel activity.